Ixodes scapularis (black-legged tick) is the source of this 438-nucleotide messenger RNA. RefSeq lists its product as uncharacterized. The transcript has 5 exons. The record is from RefSeq and is a predicted model, not a curated record. Lineage: Eukaryota; Metazoa; Arthropoda; Arachnida; Ixodida; Ixodidae. Bases 1 to 438 code for a protein of 145 amino acids.
AUGAAAGCUGCCUUGAUGCACGGGUUGCUGGUUGUAGCGUUCGUAUGCAUGCAGUUGUCCCAAUACGAAUCAGCAAUGACACAUGACGACGCCUUUUAUGCGAGAGUCUUGGGAAGCGACCCCGGUAUAUGCGGUGCUUGGUACAGAAACCGUAGCAAAACGGAAGAAGUUAUAAAAUGCGUUUUAGGAAAGGUGCCAGAGGUCGUAAAAACGAAAUGGGAAGAUUAUAUGGACAAUAAUUGUCUAACCGAAACCGAACUUGUUAGCGAAAUGUGCAACCUCACAACAAUAAUGCCUAGCAGCUUCGUUUGGUAUGGGAACGAAUCGUCGACGAGAACAUACAAUAACCAAGCCGAGAAGGCUGGUAUUGAGUGCACAGCAAACAUAACCGGCUGGAACACCAAAUCCCUAACCGUGGCUGCACCUUCCCAAGUGUGA